CAAUCAUAACAGUUUGGUUGGGCUUUCCUGGCUUGACAGCUGUCACUGUACGCCGAGGUCAAGGGGAAAGAAGCAUGGCUGCGUUGUUUAGAGGGUCGCGAAAUGUAUUGUUAAGGUGGACUAAGCAUGUCGACCUUGCCUUCGUGUCGUCACGAUCAAUGGCCUCAAAAACACCAGUGGGGUUUAUUGGUCUGGGAAACAUGGGCACUCCAAUGGCCAAAAACCUGUUAAAGAAUGGUUAUCCCAUUAUUGCCACUGAUGUCUUCCCUGAGUCUCGCAAGGAGCUGCAGGACACUGGUGCCCAGGUAGUAGACUCUCCAGCAGAUGUGGCGGAGAGAGCAGACCGCAUCAUCACAAUGCUUCCCUCCAGUCCCAAUGUCAUAGAAGUCUACACAGGCCCAAAUGGCAUCCUCAAGAAGGUGAAGAAGGGUACGCUGUUGAUUGACUCCUCCACCAUUGACCCCGCCGUCUCAAGAGAGAUGGCACUCGCUGCAGAGAAGAUGGGAGCCGUGUUCAUGGAUGCUCCUGUGUCAGGAGGUGUCGGGGCUGCCAGCCUGGCCAAACUGACCUUCAUGGUAGGUGGGGUAGAAGAGGAAUACCAAGCUGCUCAGGAGCUGCUCACCUGCAUGGGAGCCAAUGUUGUCUACUGCGGACAGGUUGGCACUGGACAGGCAGCUAAGAUCUGCAACAACAUGCUCCUGGCCAUCGGGAUGAUUGGGACCGCAGAGACCAUGAACCUUGGCAUCAGGCUGGGUUUGGACCCCAAGCUGCUGGCAAAGAUCCUUAACAUGUCCUCAGGUCGUUGCUGGUCCAGCGACACGUACAAUCCAGUCCCCGGCGUCAUGGAGGGAGUCCCCUCAGCCAACAACUACCAGGGUGGCUUUGGAACCACACUAAUGGCCAAGGAUCUUGGUUUGGCUCAAAACACUGCCACCAACACUAAGACACCCAUCCCUCUGGGUUCCCUCGCCCACCAGAUUUUCCGAGUCAUGUGCUCCCGCGGCUACGCUAACAAGGACUUCUCAUCCGUCUUCCAGUUCCUACGCGAGGAGGAAGGCCAGUGAAUGGAGGGGGUUGUUAACAUACACACACACACACACACACACACACACCAGUGCCCCUUAUCCCACUAUGCUCAGGAGAAACUAAGGCCUUGCCCUCAGGCACAGAUCUGCGGUCCAAUUAACAUACUGUAUGUCGACACAUGUCCCCUUUUUGCAUUAGCUGAAUCAUAUUUUCAGUUCCCUCUGCAAGGGGGAAAUGCUAAAACUGACCUUAGAUCAGUAUCUAGAGACAAAGCAACUCUCCUCCUAGUCUGAGAGGCCAGAGUGGAAAAUGAGAGGUUGGGAUGAGGCACUGCAGGUUUACAUGUAACAAUGCGAAUAAUAUGUGGUUUUUCCGGAUGAUUAAUAAGUAAUAACUGCAUGAUUGUUGAGGGUUUUGCGUUUUGCCUGUUACCCAAAUGACUCGGACCUGUCCUUGUUAAUUAAAAGAGGACAGAAAAAAAUACAAGCUACAGUAAGGAUUCACAUUGUGAUGGACAUUUCUUUGAAGAGACAGUGCAAGAGAGUGCAGAGUUCAGGUUACAGAAAUAAAAUCCCAUAUUCACAGCACUACAUGUAAGGUAACCAAAACUGACCACACCGUGAGCCUAAGGUUUACUUGCUUUGUUACAUUUGUCUGUUUUUGGCAGGAAGAUGGUGUCAUAGUCAUCCUGCCAGCAUACAUAGCUUUCAUUUGUUGAUUUUAUUUCAGUCAUCCAGCUUAUUUUUUAACUUGUUAAUACACUAAAUUGACAGUAGUUUCAGUUCUUUGUAACAUAUAACAACAUUUAAGUCACUGGAUCACUUACUGGAUCGACCAGUUCUGCUGAUUUAAAUACUGUGAUAUAUAUCUGGUUAUUUUUGCACUGUGUGCAUCGCAGUGCGAUGUGCCGGGCCAUUUUGAUACGGUUACAGAAUCUCUUUGAACUUACCUCACUUCUAUACACAAUUCUACUUCUUUACAUCUGCUUAUCGAGCCACUGGAGUAUUAUUUUGUGACCAACACUGUUUUAUACUGUUCACUACAAAAUGUUGUUCCCACUGUCUAGCACUUUCUCUCGUCCGUUUUUACUUAAAGUCUAUCCUCACAUAUUUCUCCUCGGUCUCAGCUUGUACGACAUUGAUGUAAAGUGUAAGUGAGGAAUGGUUCCUCCCUGCUCUGAGCAAAUGUACAUAAUGUAUAUUUCAUAUUGUUGUGUAGUAUUGAAGAGGAAUCUAAAUGGACUGUCACUUUUUUUUUUUUGUAAAAUUCAUUAAUAGUGUCUACAGUUUGUCUUUGCUCUGUGAAACAGAUCCUCAGUCACACUGUAGCCUAAAAUAAAAGAUGUUCUGUGUA
This is a messenger RNA of Morone saxatilis (striped sea-bass), 2379 nucleotides long. RefSeq names its product 3-hydroxyisobutyrate dehydrogenase a (gene hibadha). Gene Ontology annotation, molecular function: NADP binding; 3-hydroxyisobutyrate dehydrogenase activity; NAD binding. The coding region runs from base 75 to 1064 and encodes 329 amino acids. Lineage: Eukaryota; Metazoa; Chordata; Actinopteri; Moronidae. Gene Ontology annotation, biological process: L-valine catabolic process. The transcript has 8 exons. The record is from RefSeq and is a predicted model, not a curated record. Gene Ontology annotation, cellular component: mitochondrion.